Besnoitia besnoiti is the source of this 4224-nucleotide messenger RNA. Its product is annotated as protein kinase (incomplete catalytic triad). Gene Ontology annotation, molecular function: ATP binding; protein serine/threonine kinase activity. Lineage: Eukaryota; Apicomplexa; Conoidasida; Eucoccidiorida; Sarcocystidae. The transcript has 10 exons. Gene Ontology annotation, biological process: protein phosphorylation. Gene Ontology annotation, cellular component: cytoplasm. The record is from RefSeq and is a predicted model, not a curated record. The coding region runs from base 1 to 4224 and encodes 1407 amino acids.
AUGCCUCCUUUUUUCCUUGCUUGCCUCGAGCCGGAGAGACGCCCAUGCUGCGGCUUGGGGGGGGUGGGGCCUGAUGCCCAGAGCGCGGGUGGAGCCGCAGAAGAGAGGGGAGGAGGCGAGCGAGUGUCGUGUUCCGGCGAGGACCGCCGGCGAGUGCCUAAGGAUGAUGCGGAGGAUCUCUCGUCUGCACUUUGGCGUCUUGCCGAGGGCGCUGCCGUCUGCCUUUUGAUUUUCCUCGGCGCGUUCACUCACCGUUCUCCCGCGCUCGCGCCUUCGUUUUCUGCGUCUCUCUCCCCUUCGCCCCUGCCUCGAGUCUCUGCGGCCGAGGCGAGGGACGAGGAACUCAAGGCAGAUGCCCGUGCGCGGCCGGAGAGAGACCUCGCUGGAGAAGCCGUCGCCUCCGGCUACCUCCGCGUUGCGCGGCGGCCGCGAAAGAUCCUGCGGCGAGCGACGUUCUGUGUAGGCUUCGCGAUUUGCCGGGAGAUGUCUCGAGCCUGCGCCUCCGCUCCGCCCUCGUCUCAUUUCGCCGCGGCCUCGGACCCAGGCCCCGCUGGCGUAGCGGCUGCGGCCGCCCGAGAGGACACGUCCUUCGGUUUAUAUUCGGAGACGUAUGUGCGGUGUGAGCGGGUCACAGCUACGAAGACAGCAGCCUCCUCCGGCUGGGUACGGGGGGGGGAGGCACCGGGCGCCGCUUGGGUUCUGUUCGCCCAUGCGGCAGAAGUCGAGGCCUCUCUCUCGGUGCCUGUCAGCUCCCUGAAGGAAUCCAUGGCGUCGUCGGCUUCUCAGAUCGCUUCGCCGCAGAGCGCGUGGCCGCACUGGCGACCUUCUUGCUGCUCCCCCGGGUUUUCCUGCGCGUCGGCGUCCUCCUGGUGCGAGGCAGAGGCUUGCGCCGCGAACGCGUCUGACGCUUCGCUGGGAGGCGCGCGGAGCUUCGUCGGCGAGGGCGCGGCGCCCCUCGCGAAGAAGGGGGGCAGCAAGAAGGCAAAGCGCAUGCAGCACGGAUCUCGCGACUCAGAAGACCCGCCAGAGGCUUUCACGGCCCGUCCGGACGCGCCGCCGCGCCCUGCGUCCUCCGUUCGCUUCCUGCAGCUGCCUCUCACGAGUGACAAUUUGGUCGCGCUCGCUGUGCUGGCCGUGCUUUGCGCGCUCGGAUGCGUGUACCUGAUCAAAAUGUCGUUUGGCUUGGCGCGCUGCUGCAAAUGCAAAGUCUGCAAAGGCGACUACAUCCUGGAGAACAAGCUCGGUAGCGGCGGCUACGGGACGGUGUGGGUCGUGCGGCGACGCCGAGCUGUGCGCGGAGAGACGUCUUUCGCGGUUCUGAAGAAAAUUCAGGUCGAGGACAUCACCGAGGCCGAUUCGUACCAGCAGGAGGCGCGGCGACUCGCGAAUCUCACGCACAGAUACAUCGUCGGCUACGAGACGGACUUUAUCCAUCGCGAGCAGGCCUUCGGGGCGGUGGAGGCGAAGAUUUUCUUCAUGAUUGUCAUGGAGUUCUGUGCAAACGGCGACGUCAAGCAGUUCAUCGACCGCUCGUACCGCAGCUUGACAGAAAAGCGAAUUCGCCUUUGGAUGUAUCAGCUCGUCCAGGCGAUUCACUACCUCCAUGAGCGAAACGUGAUUCACAGAGACAUCAAGUCGCAGAACGUUUUUCUGUCGAAUGACGGCUCGGUGCGGCUCGGCGACUUUGGCCUGAGUCGCGCGACGCCGCCUCCGCGUCCGCCGGCGGGUCAGGCGCACGCCCUGCUCUGCACGUCUCCCGCACGCCUCCUGCCUUCGCCGUUUUUCUCGCGAGGCAGGCCGUCGCUCGGGCCUAUGCGUCGUGCGCGAGGGGGAGCCCCUCCGCCGUCGCCCGACGCGUUUUCGGCGCUCUCGCCGGCGCUGGCGCGCCUCCUCCAGGAGACGCCGCGCGGCAGUGCGACCAGCCACGGCUUCGCGGCUUCGCCUGUCUCGCAGGAGCGCGGCGCGCUGCAGGUGCCUGGUCAGCUGAGUCCGCAGCUGGAGACCCGCAGGACGGCGCGAAAGUCGCGCAGAGGAUCGGACGCCUCGGCAGCGAGUGCGGCGAGUGCGGCGAGUGCGGCGAGCGGGAGAGAGCGGGGGAGGACGCGGCGCAGGCGCGCGGAGAGGGAGGCGAAGGCGCGCAGAGCGGAAGAAGGCGAGGCGAGCCUCGCUCUGCAGCUUCCGCCGUCGCAGAGGCCGCCAACCGCGGGGCAGGAGACGCCCGAAGAGGAGAUUCCGCAAGGGCGCGUCAGCUCCGAGGGCGAGGAGACGGAGCCGGAGAGGGCGACGGAGGGAGAGUCGCGCAUCUGCUCAUCUUCAGCUUCUUUAAGAGGCGCCCGCCGCACGAGCUGGAGGUUGCUGAGGCGCCCGAGGAGGUUUCUCUUUUCUUCAUCGAGACCCGAAGACGCUACGUUUCUUUUCUCGCUUCGCGAAGUCGUCUGCACCCGGGGUGUCUUGGCUGGGGUGUUUGUGCCGCUCCGUGUGUGGGUUCGACGUCUCUGCGCGUUCGGGGCGAGUUCCGCGCGCACAGUCGGAGACAGACUGUGCGCGCUUCUCUUUGAAACAUCUGCAGCCUCUGAGUCUGGAAGCUCGUUGCAGAGGUCGGCGCGAUCUCCGUGGAGCUCGUCUUCGCUGCUUUCAACCUCCGCGGCGCCGCGCGCUCCGCUCUCGUCGGCGUUUCCGCGGACAAGCGCCCUCGCCGCGCGACCAUUCUUCUUCCACGAUGAAUUCUCGCACGCGGGCGACCGCCGCCGAGACGAGAAGCACCUCGUCUUCUCGCUCGCCUCGCUCCCGCGACGCACCGAAACCGCCCUCUGCGGCUCCGCGUCCGCCAUGUCCCAGGCAGGGACCGACUGCUACAUGGCGCCGGAGAUCAUCACCGACCAGAAAUAUGGAAAGCCUGCCGACAUGUGGUGCCUGGGAUGCGUGCUGCUGGAGCUGUGCACGGGCAUUUUCAUGUGGGAGUACGAGUCGCCACUGGCACUUCUGGUGAUGGACGCGGAGAACGCGACGGCGUUUCUGGAUGAAUUCCUCGACAGACACGUGCCUCAAACUGUCAUCGGGGCUGGAACGAAAAACAUUAUCAAAAUGCUCUUGCAUCCCGAUCCGCAACAGCGACCCUCGACGGCCGGUCUGCUGCGACUUCGCUACUUUAAGCGCUGCCACAAAGUCUGCACGUUCCCGCUCUCGUGGUCGCCGUCGCUCUCGGCUCCCUUCGGUCACUCGAAAGCUCUCGCUGGCGCCGCGCAGCGCGCGACUGAUGCAUUCGAGGACAAGGCAAAAAACGCGGCGCCUGCGAGCGAAGACGAACCUCUUGCGACGUCCAGGGAGAGAGACGAAAGCAGCGCCGAAGACAGCAGACAGUCGAGUCUUUUUUCGUUACCGCCGCUGCGCGAGAAGCUGACGCGCGGGCUGGCGAGUCUGUUUGCUGGCUGCAGCGGCAGCGACGACAGCAGAGGCCCCCAGCCCUCGGCGCCUUCGAAGGAGAGCCUGGGAAGCACCGGAGACGCGGCGCAACCCGAAGACAGGGAGUCAGACGCGCUCGACGUGGACCUUUCCUUCGUCGAUCCUCUCUCUUGGGAUUUGGUAUACCGCCGCAAGGCGGGCCUUCCUCUGGGCGGCGGAGACGCGGAGACUGCCGAAGAGAACUCGAGAACCGACGCGCAGGCGCUCCCGUCGUUGCACCGCGGCUCUCGCACCGCUGUCGCGCGCGCAGGGGUCGUUCCAGUCUCUUCUCCGAGCGGUUUCUUCACUCCGACUCGGCGAGUGCGCGGGGCGGAUUGCACCGACGGGCUUCAGGACGAAACCCGCGAAAAACGCGUCCUCGUGUCGCCGCUGUCUGAGGAAAGCCCUGGCGACGUUCCCAGACAUGCUAAGGAGGAUACCGAGCGCCCGCCCAAGGCAGGCCGCAAGAACCGGCGAGGGAAAAACAAAAAAUCCAAGAGAGAGCCGCGUGGCGCAGACGAAGAGAUGUGCACGCGGAGGGAGAGCUGUGCUAAAGACAGAAGAGACCCCGACCUCGAUGGGAAGCUCGUCCCACUUGACGCGGACAGCGUCAUUGCCUUUCCUCGCAGAGAGGGGAAGCGGCGCGGCGCAAAGGGUGUCGCCGAGUUGGCGCUGAGGGAGAAAAGAGAGGAGGAAGAUAGCGGCGGAAGAAGAGAUGCCUCGCAGGAGCGGCGCCGCGGCCCUCUGGGCGCGAAGCCGCGCCGGAAGGCUGCGAGGCUGUAG